Cucurbitaria berberidis CBS 394.84 is the source of this 4447-nucleotide messenger RNA. RefSeq lists its product as uncharacterized. The coding region runs from base 129 to 4247 and encodes 1372 amino acids. NCBI's taxonomy places the organism in Eukaryota, Fungi, Ascomycota, Dothideomycetes, Pleosporales, Cucurbitariaceae. The transcript is spliced from 3 exons. Gene Ontology annotation, molecular function: protein binding. The record is from RefSeq and is a predicted model, not a curated record. Gene Ontology annotation, cellular component: endoplasmic reticulum; cytoplasm; plasma membrane.
CCAAGACUAAGUGACGCGCCAUGCUCACCUUCGCCAUAAUGCACAGUAGCUCCAAUGUCUAAUUUCUUUGGCCUUUUUGGGUGUCUAUCCUCUCCCUAGCGCAAAUACCCCAUAGAUAAAACGACUCUAUGGCCGAAGAGAAGGUGCCGCAGCUCGUACUCGAGCCGGUAGAGCAGCCACUGGCGCUGAUACCCGUUGUGAUCAAAGAGGCAGCUCUGGACUCGCCCACGUUCCGUGCAACCGCCGUCCACUUCGGAGACCAGAUCGAGCUCAUAGAACGAUGGCUCAACUCGUUCGUCCUAGCUACGUCGAAGCUUACCGCCGAACUGAGCAACGUCCAGACACUCGUAGACGCUUACAUACAAGCCGCACAUCCGCCAUUGCAGCUGUCCGAGGCCGUCGUCGACCAUGAUUACACAGUCCUGGCGCUGAAGCGAUUUGGCGAGGGCGCACGCGAGUUUUGGAACAGCACGAUACGGAGCAUGAAGCGGGCAGAGGCAACCGUGUGCGACCCUUUAAGAGCAUUUGUGAACAAUGAUUUGCGCAUUUUGAAGGAGGCGCGCAGAAACCUCGAGAGCACGCAGCGCAUCUUCGACUUGGCUAUUGCGCGAUACGCGGGCCAAGUCAAGACCAAGGAAGCAUCGUCGCUGAGAGAAGACGCUUUCCAGCUGCAUGAGGCGCGUCGAGCCUACCUCACGGCGAGCAUGAACUUCUGUGUCAUGGCGCCGCAAGUGCGGUUGACUCUGGACAAGGUCCUAGUCAAGGUCGUCAACGAGCAGUGGCGCGAUAUGAAGCAAGCACGAGAUAUAUCGGCCAACGUCCUUGCUAAGUGGACUUCUGAUGUUGACCGCGUGCGUGGCUGGAGCAAGGAGAUGGAGAAUGGUGAGCGCGUCUUCAAGCGAGAGCUGAUGCUUGCGCGCCAACAGGUCGAGAGCGCUGCUGAAGUGAGUGCACGACCGUCGCGCGACUUGGAUACAUACGCAGCUUCAACUGUUCCCUAUCUCGGCACACAGCCAUCAUCAGCCAACAUCCAGUCCCCAGCAAAGCCAAACAUGGCAAGCGAGAAAGCUGAAAAGCAGGGCUGGCUCUUCCAGCGUACAAUCACGGGCAAGCCCGCCAGGACGUACUGGGUCAGGAGAUGGUUCUUCGUCAAGAACGGCAUUUUUGGAUGGCUUACUCAGGGCACGCGAUCUGGCGCAGUAGAAGAGUCCGAGAAGAUCGGUGUGCUGUUGUGCGGUAUACGAGCUGCAUUUCAGGAGGAGCGGCGCUUUUGUUUCGAGGUGAAGACCAAAGACACCACAGUCCUUCUGCAGGCUGAAACGCAAAACGACAUUACAGAAUGGAUCUCUUCAUUCGAGGUGGCGAAGCGCAAAGCCUUGGAAGAUACCUCCAGGGACAUAACUGGAUCCCAUGGCUCUGUGGAUGCCGCCUUCUCCAUCAGCCCCCCUGUCGCCCCGGAGUUCGCUGCAAAAACCUCUGAAGGCCAUGCCAUCCAAUCUAGCGAUGACCUUGGCAACAGUGACCGCGCCGAAACACUCGCUGUCCCAGGGGCUGACGGUUUGGCUGUGCGAGGUAGCGUUGAUGUUGUCCGACGAAACACUGCACUUGAGGGCGAGAGCAGUCGACGUGACCACACGACCAGAAUCAUGGAGAAGCUUGACUUGUCACGCAGAUCUACAGCUGGACCUCAGCUAAGUGGAAACAACCCCUCUUCCGCUGCCGGUGGUAUUGCCAGUCUUAUUUCGGCAAGUCUUGCUUCGGCCAGCCAUAACAUUGUGCAGGUCGGACAGAUAUCGGCUCCCGCGCCUGGACUUCCUGACACGCGUCUGGUGAUGGGACAGACGCUCCCUUAUACCAGCCUGGCUCCUUCCACACUUGCGAAUCCACCUGCGCCAACGAAUCUCAGCAAGGCUGCCGUCGCUGUGAGUGGAGAGCGAGGUCUCGGUAUCGGUCGUUCGGGUGACAUGCCUGGUGGACUCAUGGCCAAUCUUUGGGGAUCUGUGAACUGGGGCUAUGUCAAUCGUCCGGCUCGCGACGACGAAGUGCAAAGUCGCGACCGUAGCCUGUCUGGCCCACCAAGCCCAGUGGGCCACUCACCAGACCUUGACCCAUUCGAUGAUAAGGCUGGGACAAGCGCAUCACCUGCUGGGGUCGUCGCCUUAGCUACUCCCGGCCACCGCAAGUCAUUGAGCACGGGUGGUCCGACACCAUCGCCUAGUAAAAGUUCGACCACCGGGGACGACUUCCCUAAUUACUAUCCCCUUGCUCUUCGGAUGCAGGAUGCGCAAUUCCGAAUACUGUUUCCCACAGUUCCACGGUCGGAGAAACUUGUACUAGUAUUUCGCGCUGUAUGGAACCCGACGGAGCAACAAGAAUUCCCUGGUCGUGUUUAUGUUACCGCAAAGGAUGUCUACUUUUACAGCAAUCAUCUCGGCCUUGUGCUCGUCACUGGGCUCAGCAUGGCAUCCAUUGACGAGGUAACAGCGGCUCCUGGAAAGGACUGUGACUUUCUCUUCCUCCACUUCAAGGCUGGAUCAAGAGAAGAUGGCGCGACUAGGCUUACUGUCAAAACUUUCCUCGAGCCACUGAAGCUGCUUCUGCGGCGCCUGAAUUUCCUUGUCCAAAAUUCUGCAACAAACGAGCACGACCUCGAGGAAACAAUAAAAAGACUGAUCAGGUUUGAGGCGGACGACGGCCAACCAUCGGGUGAAGAGGGCUGGGAAGAAGUUUCUCCGGAUACGCCAAUCGAUCCAGGCUACGGCGGAAAGAACAUCAAGACUAGUCUCCGGAUUGAUGGUAAUCUGUUUGGACCAACGGGUAACAGCGUCAACAAACAGGCUACCAAAUUCAAGUUGCCUCCACAACCUGUUGUGUUCGCCCCAACGGGGAUGACACAAGUCGCAGUAGAGAAGGAAUAUGAUAUCAGCGCCAAAGGACUCUUCCAUAUUCUCUUUGGCGACAAGAGCGCAGUGUUUCAGCUGCUAUAUCGUGAGCGAUGGGCAUCACGUGUGGUUCAGGGACCAUGGGUAUCGACCGAUAAGAGCCAUCAGCGCCGCGAUUUUGAGUACGAAGUCGCACAGCCCGGUAAGAACGGAGGCGUAAUUAUCAACGAUUAUCAAGUCAUCGAAGUGCUCAACGAUCACCUCUGCUAUGUUGUUUCUGAUAGGAAGACACCCUGGUACUUGCCUGGUCACGAGCGAUUCGUGCUUCUCAGCAAGACCGUCAUCACACACGUUUCAAAAGCACGGUGUAAGCUAGCUAUCCAUAUCAAAGUCGAUUGGAAACGUAACCCGCGGUUUGCGAAGAAACUCAUUGAGCGACAAGGGCUGCAAGACAUGGAGCUCGAGGCUCAAGACCUUGUUGAUGUUGUCAAUGAUCAAGUCGCACGGCUUGGGCACAACAAGAGCACGGGCAAGGUCACCAGCAUUUUCGGGCAGAUUGGUAUUCAAACUCAAACCACACAGCUUGCCGCACAUGAUAUCCCACCACCAAACCGGCCACGGAAGUUCAAGUUGCGCCCACAAACAACUGGGUCAUUCAUCGCGCAAUUCAUCGGGAACAUUAUUAUUAGUAUACUCUCUACUAUUAUGAGUUGGAUACUGGCUGUCUUUGCCGGACUUGCCAAGGUUGUCUCAGCGCAUACGGUACUAUUUACUCUUCUACUAGUCAGUGGCGGAGCGAACUUCCUGCACACCUCGAAAGAUAGCUGGGCAUGGUGGAACGAACGAAAUGCUGCCAAGUUCAUGUUCCAGCUAGGCGUUGGCCCAUCGACCACGAUGACACGCUCAAUCUAUCUCCGCGAUAUAGAAGAGUCAUUCCUUCAUCCGAAUGACACAAGCAUGGUACUGUCUGUACCGCUUUCGACCCAUACUGACAACAAAUGCCACCAAACAUUCACACACCUCCUCCAAAACCCUUCCUCGACGUCAUCUUCGCACUCGUUCUUCAGUCCGUCCACGCAAAGCACACGGCGUCUUGAUCGCACUCGGCAAAAUCUAGGCUCACAUCGUCAUGAUUUGCUCGUCGCCUUGCGAGUCGUGAAUCGCAUCGAGAAAGAAGUAGUUGAAGCCGAGUACGAGAACUGGCUACUUGACGAAACACAAAAAUGUAGUAAAGUAGGCACUCUGCUAGAGGAGGCUGGCGGCAAAGGAAAAGAGAAACAAGUGGAGGCUUGGGUCAAGGGAUAUUGCGGGGAUUGUGAAAGGAGCUUGAAGAGUAUCAAGGAGGUUAGAAAGGGGCUGUUUUAAGAGGCAAUUGAAUUCGAAGUGAUUGGUGUAUCUCGCGCAGCGAACAUAUCAUGGCAUCCUUGAGGUGGGAGUUGGUGUGGAGAUUGUUUUCAACCGAAGUUGUUUGACAGCGCAGUUUGAUUCAAGCGUAGCAUGGCACAAUUACACGCAAUGAUUUAAGUAGAUAGCGUAUCACAUACCAGCAACUCUGAACUAGGGGC